Messenger RNA from Mangifera indica (mango), 1804 nucleotides. Its product is annotated as probable amidase At4g34880. The record is from RefSeq and is a predicted model, not a curated record. NCBI's taxonomy places the organism in Eukaryota, Viridiplantae, Streptophyta, Magnoliopsida, Sapindales, Anacardiaceae.
UUACAACUUGACAAUGACUACAAAUAACUCAUUGAACUUUUCUAUCUUCUUGUCAUUUGUUCUGAUUCUUCUUGCAAUAUCAACUGACAACAUCUCCAGUAAUGCAUUCUCAAUAAGAGAAGCAACCAUAAGCAAUCUGCAGCUUGCUUUCAACCAACACCAACUCACAUCUAGGGAACUAGUUGAAUUUUACCUUGGAGAAAUCAGUAGACUCACUGUCCUCCACGGGGUCAUAGAGGUGAAUCCAGAUGCGUUACGUCAAGCUGAUAAGGCAGACUGUGAACGUAUGGUUAAGGCACCAGGUUCACUGCAUUUGCAUGGCAUUCCUAUUCUUCUGAAGGAUAACAUUGCAACCAAGGACAGGCUGAACAACACAGCCGGUUCGUUUGCAUCGCUUGGCUUCAUUGUGCCACGCGAUGCCGGUGUGGUAAUGAAGUUGAGGAAAAAUGGAGCCAUUAUCUUUGGAAAGGCUAGCUUGACUGAAUGGGCUGCCUUUAGAUCAUUACGUUUACCUAAUGGUUUCAGUGCUAGAGGUGGCCAAGGAAAGAAUCCUUAUGUUCUUUCUGCAGAUCCUUGUGGUUCAAGUAGUGGAUCAGCAAUCUCAGUAGCUGCGAAUAUGGUAGCAGUGUCACUAGGGACUGAGACUGACGGCUCAAUGUUGUGCCCAUCUAGUUCUAACUCAGUUAUGGGAAUCAAACCAACUAUUGGCAUCACUAGCCGAUCUGGGGUCAUUCCUUUAUCUCCUAGACAAGACACUGUUGGGCCUGUUUGCAGGACAGUCGCUGAUGCUGUUCUUGAUGCCAUUGCAGGCUUUGUUUGCAAUGAUCCAGCAACCAGAGAAGCAACAAAGUACAUUCCAUAUGGUGGUUAUAAACAAUUCCUUAAGCUUUAUGGGCUCCAAUGGAAGAGAUUGGGAAUAGUGAGAAACCCUUUCUUCAACUUUGACAAAGGAUCUCCCUUGACUCAAGUUUUUGAGCACCAUUUGCAGACACUAAGACAAGGAGGUGCAGUUUUAGUAGAUCAUCUGGAAAUAGCCAACAUUGAGGUUAUAUUAAAUUGUACUGUAAGUGGUGAAGCAGUGGCAUUGCUGGCUGAGUUCAAACUGGCCCUCAAUGCAUACCUCACGGAGCUAGUGGCUUCCCCAGUGAGAACUUUGGCAGAAGUUAUAGCCUUCAAUGAGAAAUUCUCUGGUUUGGAAAAAAUCGACGAAUUCGGCCAAGAUAUCUUCCUGUUAGCUGAAGCCACAAAUGGAAUUGGCAAUACAGAGAAGGUAGCUUUGCUGAAUCUAGCAAAACUUUCAAGUGAUGGAUUUGAGAAGUUGAUGAUAGAAAACAAACUGGAUGCUUUGGUGGCUCUGGGUUCAACUAUGGCUCCUGUUCUUGCAAUUGGUGGAUUCCCAGGCAUUAGUGUCCCCGCUGGAUUUGAUGGUGAAGGCGUUCCCAUUGGCAUUUGUUUUGGUGGACUGAAGGGUACAGAGCCAAAGCUCAUUGAGAUUGCAUAUGGCUUUGAACAAGCUACUAAGAUUAGGAGGCCGCCUUCGUUCAAGCCCUGAAGCUUCAAUUAAAAGCCAUAUCCUAUUGAUGGUUUUCUAAUAGAACAAUUUAUGAUUGCCAUUUACUUGAAUCGGUCAUAAGUCAAUUAGUAAUUGUGAUUGUUAUGGAACCCAUAAAUUAAAUAACAAAUGAAAUAUCAAAUAGGUAACAUAAAAACAUAAGAUUUUACGUCAAAAACUUAAAUCAGAGAAAACUAUGUAAACUAAUUGAAAAAAAGUUUCAAAUGGGGAGAUUAUAAAGUGAAUAAGACA